Messenger RNA from Coregonus clupeaformis (lake whitefish), 1540 nucleotides. RefSeq names its product ORM1-like protein 1. The transcript is spliced from 4 exons. Lineage: Eukaryota; Metazoa; Chordata; Actinopteri; Salmoniformes; Salmonidae. Gene Ontology annotation, biological process: intracellular sphingolipid homeostasis; negative regulation of ceramide biosynthetic process; ceramide metabolic process. Gene Ontology annotation, cellular component: endoplasmic reticulum membrane. Bases 134 to 595 code for a protein of 153 amino acids. The record is from RefSeq and is a predicted model, not a curated record.
UGAAGUUCGCAAGAUAGCUCACUAGUUGCUAGCGAAAAGGGUCAGUCAACAACAGCACGUUUGAGUAGAGGAGACUGGCCUUCUGUACUGCAACGUUUAAAAACAGAUUCAUAACAAGGUACUCCAAAACAAAAUGAAUGUUGGUGUAGCGCACAGUGAGGUGAAUCCCAACACUCGGGUCAUGAACAGUCGAGGGAUCUGGCUGACCUAUGCCCUCGGUGUUGGAAUGCUUCAUAUUGUGCUCUUGAGCAUACCCUUCUUCAGUGUACCUGUGGUGUGGACUCUCACUAAUGUUAUACACAAUUUUGGGAUGUAUGUCUUCAUGCAUGCAGUGAAAGGCACUCCUUUUGAGACCCCAGACCAAGGCAAAGCCCGGCUCCUGACACAUUGGGAACAGUUGGACUACGGCGUGCAGUUCACAUCAUCCAGAAAAUUCUUCACCAUCUCCCCUAUCAUUUUAUAUUUUCUUGCAAGCUUCUACACAAAGUACGACACAACACACUUUGUCAUAAACACUGCCUCCCUUUUGAGCGUGCUGAUCCCCAAAUUGCCACAACUACACGGAGUCCGAAUCUUUGGUAUCAACAAGUAUUAAUCCGAGUGUUAAGAGGGUCAGUGGUGUGUGACCAACUCUCAAAGGAGCUAUUGCCUCAUAGCAAGAUGAAUAGUUAACCCUAUGUAUUCUGUACCACUGGAGUGUGUACUAAGCAGUUUUGUACAGUUUGUGCAAUUGUCACUCAUUGUUUAGAUAUGUCAGGUUAAACUGUAGUGGGAGAAUGAGAGAAGAGAAUGCCAUGUGCAUUACUAACUUAAGUAAAUAUUUAAUGUUGUAUUUUUUUGACCUGCAUAGACCUGGGCUGGCCCAGGUUUCAAAGAUGGGGCCUUUUUUUGUUCUGUUCCGUUUAUUGUUGUUUGCCCUCACUUCACACAGCGUUCCUUGUCACAAUGUAUUUUUCUGUUCUUAACCGGAAGCCUUGAAAAUACCAGAUGUAUUUUUAAAGAUAAUUUCUUCAUAAUAGUAAGGGCCUAUGGUUCAUUGUUCAUUGACACACUCUUAAUUUUUCGAUGGGUGUCAAUGUUCGCAUUACUGAAAAAAAAUGGGGCCUUAGAACCGUUGCGUAAAAUUUACACUAAAUAUCUGCGUGCGCCAUUUCUGAAGACUGUACACGCACAAAAAUAUUGAGAUUUAUAAACUUGGCACAUGCCAAUCAUACGCAUGUUUCCCCUUAUAAAUCAGACCUGUCGUAAAACUGUGCGCAUGAACAAGCAUUAUAACUCCACCUGAAACGCCUAUCAUUCACCUUUUAUGGUGACAAUGACGCCCUUAUUUACUUUGGAAGUAUUGGAAUUACGCAAAGACCAUAUCUAGAAAUGGUGAACUUUAUCAAAUGUUUUUGGAGGUGUUGGCAGAAUGUUUUAUUUUGCAGUUACAGUUGCUAUAGGCUAUCUGACCAUUGCUAAUUGUCGUGGACCUGUAAACAGAUUUCUCUAGUAGAUAUUUCAUUUACAGUGCAUUCGGAAAGUACUCAGACCCCUUGAC